Salvia hispanica is the source of this 1127-nucleotide messenger RNA. RefSeq lists its product as uncharacterized. The record is from RefSeq and is a predicted model, not a curated record. NCBI's taxonomy places the organism in Eukaryota, Viridiplantae, Streptophyta, Magnoliopsida, Lamiales, Lamiaceae.
CUCUUUUUGUCCCCUCUUUCCUCGAUCAUUCAUUUCUCUAAUAAUUUGUCACUUGCUCUGAUCCAUUAGAUGAGGCCUACGCCUUCGCCUUCGUGUUCGUCUCCUUCGUCGUGUGGAGGCCGGGGCGGGAGAAUCACGUCCCCCGGCUGCUUAUCAAGAAUCCUGAGACGCAUUCUCUGCUUCAGCAACCUCCCCUUGUGCUCUUUCGAUCAUUUCCGAGCAGACGAGAGUCAGAGCCCGGGGCAGACUAGUGCCCCGGGCUCUACUCCAGGAGUAGUGGCCCGACUCAUGGGACUGGACUCACCAGUCCCACGAGCCGGGCCAGUUCAUGAGGAGAUCGCGGCUAACAAGCUGAAGACACCGGUGAGGCGGCUGCGCGACCUCCCUCCCUAUCAAGAGCUCGAAGACGACAAAUUCUUCAUACUAAGCUUUGAAAAGAGGCGCCAGAGGAAGUCGAAAAAGAGAGAGGGUUUAGAGGGGAAGAACAAAGAGAAUGAGAAUCCAGAAAAAUCCAAGAGAAAAAUGGGCAAAAAAUAUGCAGUCUCGUUUGAAAAUGAAGGUGAUUCAGAAAAUUCAAGCCCAAAUUCUGUUCUUGAAUUUUUGGGGUAUUCAGCUGAUCAAGAAUCUGUUUCUUCAGGGGAAAUUUCAAGAUUGGCGAAUUCGAAGACGAGGAGGCCGUUGUCGGAGGAGCUCGAGAGCUGCGGAGAGUCCAACGGGAAGCUCUCAAACGACAGAGUCGAGCGAGAAGAGGAAAACAUGGUGAGGAGAUCCUACUCCAAUUAUUAUGCAAACAUUGGUGGAAUCGGAAAAUUGGCUGCAAUGGAGAUUGUGAGAACAAGUUGGUUGCAUGAUGGAUUACUCACAAAUAAGCAUUGUGUAUUGGAGAUUGGUAGGGAUGUUGCAUCAAGUAUAUUAGAUCAUCUACUAGAAGAGCUUCUUACUAACAUAGGAAAAUUUUGACUAGUUUGUAACAUAUAUUUCGCCUAUUUGUAAUAUAGUAGUAGUAAUAUAACAAGAGAAAUAGUAUAGUUUGAUAAUUUCAUUGAGAUCGACUUGUAGUAUAUUGUCUAAUUGUAAUCACUAAUUGGAAAUGAAUCAAUAUAAAGUGGAGUAGUUGCAAAUUUAAA